AUGCCAAGAUACGAUGCUCCAGCUCGAUCUGUGGGCAAGUGGAUGCUCUGCUGUGCUGGGGUCUAUCUGGCGCUGCUGCUGCAAGGCGCUGAGACGCUGCGAACCGGCUAUCGUCUGCCCCAGACGGCGGGUCGCAGUGCCAGCGCCACGGAGGUGGGCAGCGGACGAGAUCUGUUCAAGAAGUUCAUGCUCUUCCGCGGCCUCUUUCCGCAGGAGCCGGCGACCGAGAACAUCAUUGUGAUACCGCAGGCGAGCCCGACCUUCACCACGCCCACCACAACCACCACCACAACGACGACCAUCAUCAGUGGCAACGACACGCGACGCUGGCGCCACCUGGACCACAGUCUGCCCGCCCAGCUGGACGAUGCCGGCUCAGCGCAGCAGCGCGUCACCAGGCGCCGCAAGCCCAGCGGCAGCAAGCAGGGCAGCCACAAGAAGAAGCGACGCCACCGUCACAUACACAAGCCGCGGCAGCGGCAGAGGCAGCGACUGCGGCAGCGGCAUCGCCGGCACCGGCGAUAG
Molecule: messenger RNA, 525 nt
Organism: Drosophila navojoa
Lineage: Eukaryota; Metazoa; Arthropoda; Insecta; Diptera; Drosophilidae
Source: RefSeq, a predicted model, not a curated record